UUUCAACAUGAAACAAGUAUGUUUACUUGCAUUGAUUCCCCUUCUGCAGACGUAUGGAUUUUCCGUACUCACAGACAACAGCAAUUCGUCUCUACUAGACAUGGGCGAACUGGAGUCGAAAAAUGUCGACGUUUUCCGACAGCUCCUCAACCAAGAAACGAUCAUCAGAAUGGCUCUAGUAAAGAAUGUUCAUGCAUUGAUGAAGGACAUGAUCGAACUUAAGCAGAAAAUGGAGACUCUGGAGUCUGCACAACAGAAAACAGACAUAGAAAUUGAUAAAAUAAAUCGUGUAAAAAUGGCGACUCUGCAACAGGAAGUAAAUAAACUUAAACGUGAAAACCAGAAACUUGAACUUGAAAAUAAGAGAUAUGAAGAUAUUUUCAAUACUAUCAAAGAAAACUUUACGCAAAUCAACGAGAAUUUGAGAGAAUUUGAAGAACAGUUUGAGGAGCGGAGAAAAGAAUUUGAGAAAAAUACGAGUUUGGUACUUGGCGAUCUGAAAAUUGAAGUUCGUUACCUUUCAGUCACCCUUUUGGAUUUAAAUAAACAUACACUGGAAUUAGACAAAAGUAUUCCUAAAAUGAUAGAGAGAAAAUAUGAACAAUUAUCUACAAAACUUAACAAUUCUUUGGAAACUAUGAAUAGUGAUUUGCUGAAAGCCAGCAAUAAGAUAUCGCGGUCAGUAACUGAUCUGAAACAUUCACAGAAUGCUGCUUUGUCUUCUAUCUUUGUUGACUUUAAUGCAUCAAUUGACAACAUGAAAGCAGAACUUAAACAGAAUCAGUAUGACCAACUGAAGCUCUCCUCUACAGUGUCAGCCCUCGAGGUGUUCCGAUUGAAUGUGACGAACAAUCAAUGUGAUUUAACCAAAAAAGUAGUCUUCACCGCUGGAGUGUCUUCUGCUAGUUCUUCCUGGAACAGUGGGACGUUAGUGUUUGAUAGAGUCAUGUACAGCAUUGGAGGGGGAUACGACUCGAGCACAGGGGUCUUUACUGCUCCAGACAGUGGACAUUAUGUGUUUUUUCAUAAUAUUCAAGCCUACGAUACAAAGUAUGUCAUGACAGAGAUUGUGUUAAACGGUAACCCAAAAGUGUUAGCUUUGGUUGCAUCUGGUGGCAAAUAUAAAGCCGGUCCAAAUCUAGCGGUAAUGCACCUCUCGAUUGGUGACAGGGUUUGGGUUAGGCGCUAUGGAGGUAGCAGUUACUAUACGGAAGGAAAAGCACCGGCCACCACUUUCUCAGGUUUUAAAAUAUAAGAUACUUUUUAUUUUAUACAUUUAAAAAAUUGUAUAAUUAGAAGAAUUUUAAGUAGCUUACUCAUGCAUUACCUCUUUAAGUUUGCUUUUGAUAUCCCUUAAAAGGACCCGAAUGUGAUCUAAGCGUUCUUGUUAUCCUUGCGUCUAAAACUAUACAGGCGGAUGGUGAGACGAAGAGCUUUAAGGAGGAUCAAAGGGAUCUAGAAUAUCCUCACAACUUGUUUGC
Saccostrea cuccullata (small rock oyster) is the source of this 1481-nucleotide messenger RNA. Its product is annotated as probable protein phosphatase DDB_G0282105. Bases 8 to 1255 code for a protein of 415 amino acids. The record is from RefSeq and is a predicted model, not a curated record. The transcript has 3 exons. Lineage: Eukaryota; Metazoa; Mollusca; Bivalvia; Ostreida; Ostreidae. Gene Ontology annotation, molecular function: protein binding.